AACACUUCCUGUCGAGUAUUCUCGAAAGUGCCCGGACUGCUGUCGGCUCACUUCAGAACUUACCGGAUAUAAUUCGAAUUUGACGUGACGCUGCGGAUCGGGUUAAAUUCCAGUAGCGAUCGAACUAUUAAAUUAUGGAUAAUAUCGUAAUUCACAAAUACUACCGUUCCUAUGGAUACAGCAUAAGCUCACUGUUAUAUAGAUUUUUAAUUGCCGAUAACGACCUGAGGACCUAUUUCCAUUUGAAUCUCUAUUACGGAAUCCUAACGACUCUUUUAUGCCUAUUUGCUGUCGUAGUAAUAACCUGUUCGAUAGCCUACUCGAGCGCCGCGGACGGCGACGAGAAAAUCUUUUACGACACACAGAAGGAAACGAGGAAGAUAUUACCAAGGAGGGAAAGUAUCCUGGACAUUAGGCCAGCUUACACGUGCAUUCGUAAACACCUGAAGCAGACGGAGAUAUUUCAGGAAAAAUGUGAUAAGACGCUGCGAAAGGAGCAACUGGAAAUUGAAUUAAUGAAGGGCAGAGUAUCGUGCAUUAAUAAGCUCUUGAAACCAGAGGCACAAUCCCAGUGGAGAAGGUCGAGGUCACCGAAGGUGUUCUGCCGCAUUGUAAAUCCCGUAACGUCGUCGGCAUAAACGAAACUCAAACGCGUAUGUAAAGCACGAAUAACUUGACUGAAACUCGCGCGAGUUAAGUCGCUUUGUAAUUUCACUGCGUACGACACAGCUAACGUAAUUUUUACGAGGUUAUGUAUAUCCGUUGAGUUUUCUUUACCGAUAAGCUAACUUUUACCAAUCGGGUGGCGCCACCGUGACUACGUGAACUCGCCAUGCAUAAUGCAUCGGUGGCCUUAUCGGCGCGACGGGUAAAAUUAAAAGAAUGAAAAGGUAUGGGUGCAGGGGAUAGGGGGUUAAAGGAAAAAUAAAGAAAUAAUAUAAAACGUGGAAAAUGAUAUAAAACCUAGAGUAGAGUAGGUUACGUAUAACAUGUAGUGUAAAGAUAAGUUUAACGCCUGCGAGAACGUCUCUCUCUCUCUCGCUCUAGGAAACGUCAUACUCGAAAAAUUUCCAAUUUUCACGUAUCUCGAUAUAUGUCCUGGAAAGUUUUCAGUUGUUCAAUGUUUUUAGCAGUGUCUUUUCUUUUCUCUUUUCUUUUGGUAUUGCAGCAAUGCUUUCUCAUGUUCUACGUUUUACACACGUCCUUGCCAUCCUUGGCCGUUCUAACUUCUCACACUCGGUACUCUCGGACCUUCUCGCACAUAACACAAAACGAUUCUCGAAGUGAUCGAUAAACAAGCUGACGUGUGAGGCUUUUUACUUUGGCACGUUCGCUCUUUUAAAGUUUUUUGGUUGGAAAAAGUUUCAUCCACUAUGUAAGUAAGGCUUCGCAAUGAUAUUAAACACUUUCGGAAAGCUUUUAAAAAACUUCCCCUGCUCGCCAUUUUCAUAUUCAAAAGGAGAAACGGCGAGCCUGUUGACGAAUCUCUAGAAAUUUCACGUAUCUACGAAAUUUGUUGAGAAAAAUAUUUUUUUUUUCUACCCACAUGAUACUUGCGUAUUUACUAUCUUAUAAAUUCGCAUUUUAGUCAUUAUAAAUUAAAAGCAAAUUUAUCGUAAAAAAAUUAAACGGCUUCGAAAAAAUCUCUAUCGUUGUAACGAAAAGAAUAAAUUUGUACAAUCCUGAAUUUUCGGUUUAUACUUGUCAAAACUUAUGCUAGCAUUGGAAAAUUUAAACCCGAAUUUUCAUCAACAUAAUAUUCAUCACAUUCAUCGUAUUCAUCCUUUGAUAUAUGAACUCGGAGACGAAUCACGAUGACAUACCAAAGUUAAUUUAUUAUUAAAUGAUCAUGAACUACCAUUUUGAGAGCCGAGUGAAACUUUGAUUUCGGUUCUGUUGGAUGAAGCGGUGCAAACCGCUACCAAAUUAGAACUCUAAUUAGAAUCCAAACCCCAUUGUACUCGAUGAAUUUUAAAUGGGUUCAUAUAGAGUCGUAAUAUCUCCAAUUAAGAUAAUUAAAUUCGAUAUUGUCAUCGAUUUUUUUUUUCCAGUAACUCGAUAAGCUUUAAAUAUCAACCCAGGUUGAGAUGGGUCAGGUCACGUUUCUUUUUCCAAUUCCCAAUUGUCCACCCGUCCAAAUUUAGGCACUGAAGCAUAGUUACGUGUUUUUAUAUAAUAUUACGCAAUCGAAUACGUAGCUAGUAAACAAAGGCAUGUCACAAUUUAUUCAUACGUAUAAAA
Molecule: messenger RNA, 2241 nt
Organism: Cephus cinctus (wheat stem sawfly)
Lineage: Eukaryota; Metazoa; Arthropoda; Insecta; Hymenoptera; Cephidae
Exons: 7
Coding region: 135-638 (167 amino acids)
Source: RefSeq, a predicted model, not a curated record